Molecule: messenger RNA, 282 nt
Organism: Caenorhabditis briggsae
Lineage: Eukaryota; Metazoa; Nematoda; Chromadorea; Rhabditida; Rhabditidae
Exons: 3
Coding region: 1-282 (93 amino acids)
Source: RefSeq, a predicted model, not a curated record
AUGUCAAACUCUCUUCAAGAACUUCAUCGAUUGCUGGUUGAAAGUUUGAGAAGAGACAAUCAGACGAUUGAGAGUCUUCAAGUUUUCACUCAGAGAAGUAAUGCUGAACCAACUGUCCAGAAACAUCAAGUCAAAGUGAACCAAAACUUGAGUCUUGACGAACUGAUGGGAGCACUGAAGGAGUGUAUGACGGACUCCAUUGAGACGAUUAAUUGCAUUAUCGAGGAGAAAAAUGACAGCGAGAAUACAAUUGCUAUGAUCACCGACGAGGAACAAACUUAA